Molecule: messenger RNA, 2307 nt
Organism: Lottia gigantea (owl limpet)
Lineage: Eukaryota; Metazoa; Mollusca; Gastropoda; Lottiidae
Exons: 16
Coding region: 1-2307 (768 amino acids)
Biological process (GO): rRNA processing
Cellular component (GO): nucleus
Source: RefSeq, a predicted model, not a curated record
AUGGCGGUGCCCAUGGAGAACGUGUUGUCUGCUUUGAUUCCAAUUUAUUUUGAAGAUUCUAGCUCUCUUGAACAUGUUCCAAACAUUAUCGGGUUUACAGAUGAUCACCAGUUAUUUUCUUUGCAGAAAACUAGCUCUCUUCAUCCAGUUAUUAGUCAUGUUCAUAAUUGUUUGAAUUCUUCUAAUAAAAGAUUGGAAGGGUUAUUGCUACUAGAGACGUUAGUAAAACAGUCAUCAACAUUAGUGUUUACAGAUAAUAUCUACACCUGGAUUAAACUUUUACUACAAAUAUUAAAGUCUCCAGGAGAAACCACUUUCCACCAACAGUCCUGUAAAAUAUUAUCAAUGAUAAUUAAAUCAUCAACAUCAUUUAGUGAAAUAAGUCGAGAAAUAUCAACUAAUAUUAUACCCCAGUUAUUACCAGUUCUCUUAUAUUCUCAACCAUUGUUUAGAGAGGAAGCUAUAAGUUGUAUUAAAGUUUGUGCUGAAUCUUAUCCAGGUCCAACUGGUAGUUUCAGGAGUAAAAUAGAGAAAAUAUUAUUAAUCGAUCUACAAAGUGAAGUUCCUAAAACUGAUUCCCCAUCAUGUCUAGCUAUACUAGGUAUCUGUGGGGGUGGGGGUAAAAAUAGAAUUAAACAUACAGAAGGAUGGUCUAUACAGUUUACUAAAAUAUAUUCCACUUUGAAUAAUACCAUAUCAAUGUUAUAUCAGCCGCUUAAUACUGAUGAACAAUACAAGGAAAGUAAUGAUGGUUUUCAACUGAAUAUAUUACCAGAAACAUUAUCUGAGAGAAACCAUAUAUUAUUACAUAGGUUAUCAAUAUUUACACAGGUUUUAUCUUCAUUAUUAACAGAAGAUAUGACAGCAGUAGCUAAAGUACCUGUAGAAGAUAUCUUAAGAUUUAUUUGUCAAUGUUUAGAAGUUAAAGGCAAUAUUUUGUUAAGAAGACCGACUACAGAUAAUUUAGUAUUAUUAUCUAUUUUACCAACAAUACAUAGAACCAGUUUAACUUUGUUACAUAACUUAAUUGUCAGUUGUGGAAAUAUUUUGAUACCAUUUUCAUCAACUAUAAAUAAAUUACUGAUAGAAAGUUUAGUUUGGACUAAUAAUAAAACACAAUAUGGUCAACAGAAACGUUACAGUACAUUAAGAAAUGAAGUAUAUCAAACUAUGUGUAUAUGGUUAAAGAAACUAGGUGCAGCCUGUAAUAUUGUAGAAGAAGAGAAAGAUUUAAUUCGAGAGUUGAUUCAUGAUAUAACACCACCUAUAGAUGUUAUAAAGCUAUCUUCUACUGGUGUACAUAAUGGUUUUGAACCUCCUAAAAAGAAGAAAAAAAAUAUGGGAUAUCAAGAUUUAACACAGAGCAUGUCAUCUUAUAGGAAAAUAGACACCUCUGCUAAUUCUGAUCUGACAUCAACUUGUUUGAAAGCCUUACAGUUGUUUGUAUUUUACUUUGGUUCAUCUUUAAAAUCUAAAUCAUAUAAGGAUAUUGGUGAAACAGUUAUAAGUAUUAUACUAGAUAUACAGUGUUCUCAUGAUAAUUUACCAAUACCUUAUCAUGAUGUAUUGUGUCGUAAAAGAUUAUAUGGUGUAUUAAAAUCUUGUAUUAUGUCACCACAUUCUAAUACACCAUCCUUAUUACAAUGUGCUGUUAAAAUAUUUGCUGUUGGACAGAGAGAUAUGAGUAUAAAGGUUUCCACAUUUUGUAAAGAAUGUUCAGCUAUAUGUGAAUGUUUAUAUCAUCCAAGAGCUCCUUGUAUCAUGGGACCAAAUAUAGCUACAUCAACACUUAACUUUGAUAGACAAGUUCAGCAGAACACUGAGGAUUCAUCAUCAACAGAUGUUACACCAUUCAUCAAGGUGGACAAACAGCAAUCUGUCAAACGUUUAUCUCUCUCUCGUUCUCAAAUAGAACGCACAUCAUUAGGGCCAGUAGAAGAACAAGUUGUUAUGAUGGAAACUGUAGUGAAGGAAUCAAUUAUAGAAGGGAAUUUAGAGUCUGAUAAUGAUGACAAUAAUGAUGAUGAUGAUGAAGAAGAUUUGGAAGAACUAGAGGUAGAUCCAGCUGAUGAUAUGAAGUCCAGUUUGUCACUACCUACAGAGAUUCAAUUGAACUCAUCUACUGUAGUUAUUGAAACUGAGACAACAGUUAAAACUCAGUCCUCAGAAGAGAAAAAAGAUUCAUUAAAGUCAGCAACAAUAUCAACUUCUCAACAGGGAAUAUUUUGUCUUGUCUACUUUAAGAGUAAAGAUGUAGAUGAUAUGGUGAUGUGUUUUGUUGAUGCUGACCCAGAUGAAAAAGAAUAA